AUGCUUGCCAGACGAUGCUGGUCCUCGCCAUGGCGCGGUAACACCUGUGGCAUCAAGGGCUGGGCCCGUCACAAUUCGUCCUCGCCUUUCGCCGAGCUCGCCCGUCGUGAGGCUUCCCGACACCAGAUCUACCAGUCGCUCUCGACCGACCCUUACGUGAACCUUUCGAUCGAACACUUCUUGUUAGAGAACGCCCCGGUCGACUCAUGCGUCCUAUUCUUAUAUAUCAACCAGCCAUGCGUGGUCAUCGGUCGGAACCAAAAUCCGUGGCUGGAGACCGAUCUCCGCGCCCUUUACAAUGAUCGUCGGCCGAGCGAUCAAGACGACGGAGCUCUGUACGUUCGCCGACGAUCUGGGGGCGGAGCCGUUUUCCAUGACGAAGGAAACCUCAAUUAUAGUGUAAUCUCACCACGCGCACCUUUCACCCGAAACAAGCACGCGGAGAUGGUGGUUCGCGCGCUGCACCGCGUCGGCGCUGUCAAUACCAGCGUCAAUGAACGCCACGAUAUCGUCAUGACGCCGGAGGCGACAAACACCGAUGUAAAUGAACCCCCGACUCGGAAGGUCUCCGGGUCGGCAUUUAAGCUCACCCGUCACCGAGCCUUGCAUCAUGGGACCUGCUUGCUGGACUCGCCUAAUAUCCAUGAUCUCGGUCGGUUCCUGCGGUCACCAGCCCGCAGCUAUAUCCUAGCCAAGGGUGUGGACAGUGUGCGAUCACCCGUGGGCAAUGUCUCAAGCGCGUUGGCCGAUUCAUUCUUCUCGAUGCAGGGCGUGAUAGAUAGCGUGGUUGAAGAAUUCGCACAGUUAUAUGGCGUUGGUUCUGACGCGGUGCUUCGAGCACGCCGUGCUCUUGCAAACGAGCCUGAGAUCUUUUCGGGAGAUACCUGGGUUGCGGGUACAGUGGGAGAGGCGCAGGAACAAGAGCCGGAUGUUGCGAAAGGAAUUGCUGAGUUGCGUUCAUUAGAGUGGAAGUACACUCAAACACCGCAAUUUACUUUUUCGACGCAUCCUCAUGAGGAUGAUCCUCGUGAACGACCGCCAUUGCCAUCUUCACUUCCUCCCUCGACCCGUGCAUUUCUCCGCCUGAAACAUGGUGCCAUUAUCGAAAGCAAUAUCUCAGUCUCACCGGAUGAUUUCACUGCUUCAGACCAAGCUACUCGAGUGCACGAAGUCCUGAAUGGUCAGAAACUGCAUGAGAUAUCUACCCAACGCUGGACUGAGAUUUUGCAACAAGGUCUUGGCGGAACGGAUGGCACAGAUGACACUGUUGUCAGUGAGCUUUCUCGGUACCUUGGCGGCUUACUAGCAGGCCAUUGA
Molecule: messenger RNA, 1317 nt
Organism: Penicillium atrosanguineum
Lineage: Eukaryota; Fungi; Ascomycota; Eurotiomycetes; Eurotiales; Aspergillaceae
Product: putative lipoate--protein ligase
Exons: 2
Coding region: 1-1317 (438 amino acids)
Biological process (GO): protein lipoylation
Cellular component (GO): mitochondrion; cytoplasm
Molecular function (GO): lipoyltransferase activity
Source: RefSeq, a predicted model, not a curated record